AUGUUCCGGAUAUCAAGUGAUGUUGAAGAAGCUCCAGUGCUUAUUGAGACUUUUGGGUUAGCAUCUAUAGAUUAUCUCUCAUUGAGCGCUCGUUCGUUUGUGGGGACGGAGGACACCAGGGAGGAUCCUACGCUGGAAAAUCUCUCUAUCUUAGAAACAACGGGGAAUUCCUUAGAUACCACUUCACUUCCUAAAGCCUUUACAGAUGCAUUCACCAUUACCCGACGCCUAGGAUUUGAAUACAUCUACAUCGUCGCUCUCUGUCACGUGUCAGACGAUCCCCUCGAUCUUAUAUCAAUCUUCGCCCAAGCAACUCUCCUUCUUUCCGCUGAUAACGUAAGUUCUCCCACAGAUGGCUUAAUCCAAGAUCGAGCAAUUUUCAAUUCUCCUCCCCUUGGUACCAACAAAGACCGUCAUCUCCGUCUAAGCUGUCUUCGCAAUCACGCCGAUCUCGGUUCCUCUCCUCUUUCGACAUCCGGCUGGGCAUUUAUUGAACGGGUCCUCGCUCCGAGAGUGUUGCAUUUCACUAAACGUCAGUUGAUUUGGGAGUGCUCUGAUGGAUGGAACUUCGAAGCGUCGAAUGUGGAAGAUGCGCAAUAUGGGAGUGGGAUGAUCAGAGGAACGUAUCAGAAAAAACUGACGCAGCCCUACAUCACGGAAUAUCUUUCUCGAGGAGCUAGAAAUGUCUCAAACCCCAGUCCACAGGAUACCACUCAGACAUCGACUCUCAACGACUAUGCACAGAGAUUAGAAGUCUGGUACCAACUCAUCGACACCAUCUCCCGCACCACCUUUCCCUCUCACCUCGCUAAAUCCAACGCACUCUCGCUCCUCACAAAAAUCAUAGAUAAUAACACAUUCGGCACAAACCCCUCUAGAAUCUUCACCACAAAUAUCGCAUGCGGACUUGCAUGGAGCCGCGUAAACGCACUGCUAACACCAAAUCGUGACGCCCAUGCCCCAAGCUGGAGUUGGGAGAGUGUACAGAGAUCGAUUUCCCACACGUACACGAGCUAUGCCCCUUCCAUCCUUCAUGUACACUCGACCCACGCAUCCUAG
Messenger RNA from Botrytis deweyae, 1059 nucleotides. RefSeq lists its product as uncharacterized. Lineage: Eukaryota; Fungi; Ascomycota; Leotiomycetes; Helotiales; Sclerotiniaceae. Bases 1 to 1059 code for a protein of 352 amino acids. The transcript has 2 exons. The record is from RefSeq and is a predicted model, not a curated record.